AGCGGGGUCACAACUAAGCGUGCAGUCUGCGCUCUUUCUGCGUGUUUCUUCAUAAAUGCGCACUGGAUCGACUCCACAGUUAUUUCUCUAUAUUUAUAAUCUCAUCCAUGAACUGUUAAAGGGACUUCCGGAAAGUUUACAGUAAGAAGAUUGCGCACUAAAAAAAAAAAAAAAAGAAAAGAAGAAGAAGAAGAAGAAGAAGAAGAAAUCCAAAUCGUGGAAAGUUUAAAUGGACUCUAAAUGGUGUCGGCUGAUUUAAAGUGAGCUGGAUUAAUGGGUGUUUCUGAAGCCAAAAAGAAGUUUUUAGGAGGUCCGCCAUCCAUGGAUCUCCAGGAUUAAUCUCAUUUUCUUUCGCUCCAUCCACGUAAAGACUGAGAAGAAAACAUGUGACCACCUGCGCUGUGAUCAACACCUCCUUUUUUUUGUUUUUGAAGUCGUUUUUUGUUUCCAUCCCUUCUAUCCACGCUUUUUUUUUAUAUCCAGAAAGGAAAAAGAAAUGGAGAGUUGAAACUGGAAGAGGAGUCUAAAAGAAGAGCAUCCAUGGAUUGAAAGACUGGACUUUGAGCUCCAAGUGAAAAGUGCCUGAAGCAAGGUUGGGAGAUGUGUGAAGGAGUGUGACGGACGGCCAUGGGACUGGGGACACGGUGGCUUCAGGCUGUCACCGCUGUUGUAGCCAUCUGUCUGCUAAGUGUGUCUCGAGGCGCAGCGUCGUUGGUUCGGGCCAGAGUGGGGGGCGCCGCUGAGCUCAGCUGUAGUCUCAGUCCCACAUCCAGAGAAGCCACCUCUCCAAACCUCUUUCCGUUGCACGUCGUGGAGUGGGUGCGUCUCGGCUACAACGUUCCCGUCCUGAUCAAAUUCGGGGUGUACGCCCCCCGUGUCCAUCCGAACUAUAAGGGGCGUGUUUCUCUGACCCGGGGCGCCUCUCUGCUGGUAGAGCGACUCACCCUGGAGGACGAGGGUUGGUUCGAAUGCCGCAUCCUGCUCCUGGAAAGCAAAACGGACGACUUUCGCAACGGCACAUGGACGUUCCUCUCCAUCACAGCUCCACCUGUGUUUAUAAAGACGCCACCAACCUUCGUGGAGGUUCUUCUGGGAGACUCGCUGACUCUCAGCUGCGGCGCCCAUGGCAAUCCUCGGCCAACUGUUGUCUGGCACAAAGACGACAGCCCCAUCGAGAAGCAUGAAAAAAUAAAAGUGCUCAAUGGGAGCCUGUCUCUGGGCUCCGUCACAAGAAAUAUUUCAGGAGUGUACAAAUGUCACGUGUCCAACUCAGAGGGGAACCUCACCCACUCCACGCAGCUGCAGGUCAAAGGCCCUCCAAUCAUCAUCAUUUCCCCGGAGGACACCACUCUCAACAUGUCCCAGGAUGCAGUUCUGGAGUGUCAAGCUGAUGCCUACCCUUCAAACCUCACAUACGAGUGGCUGAAGCAAGGGCAGAAUGUCUACCACAUAGAGUCACUUAAGUCCCGAGUGAAGGUUUUGGUGGAUGGCACGCUGCUUAUCCCUAAUCUCAUCCCAGAAGAUGCUGGCAACUACACCUGUGUCCCAACUAACGGCAUCUUGACCCCGCCGUCUGCCUCUGCGCAUCUGAAAGUGAAACACCCCGCCCGUGUCGGCCGAAUGCCUCGGGAAACCUAUCUGCCUGCGGGCAUGGAGGGGUUCAUCGUCUGCCCUGUGCAGGCCGACCCCCCUGUGCUGUACGUCAACUGGACCAAAGACGGCAACGACCUCAACCUCGACAACUUCCCAGGUUGGAUGGUGAACUCCGAGGGCUCGGUCUUUAUAGCAACAGCCAACGACAAUGCCGUGGGCAUGUACACCUGUACACCGUACAACAGCUACGGCACCAUGGGUCAGUCUGAACCCACUAAAGUCAUUUUACAGGACCCCCCGAUAUUUAAAGUGCCUCCUCGGCCUGAGUAUCUGCAGGAGGUGGGCCGUGUGCUGGUUAUUCCCUGCGAAGCCACUGGAGACCCUGCUCCAAACGUAACCUGGAGCAAGGUAGAGAAGAUCGGUCCCACCCCUCGCUCUCCGUAUACGGUGCUGGAGAACGGCUCCCUCCUGCUCCAGCCCCUCAGCAAGGACCACCACGGCGGCUGGGAGUGCCUGGCCACCAACCGCGUAGCGACUGUCAGCGCCGGCACCGUGGUCACGGUGCUGGGCACCAGCCCUCAUGUCGUGUCGACGGUGUUUGUCACGACAGAGAUGAACCAGGCCAACGUGUCCUGGGUGCCUGGUUUUGACGGUGGAUUCACCCAAAAGUUCACAGUGUGGGUCAAACAAGCGUCCCGAGGGAAACAUGAGUGGGCGUCUCUGCCUGUUCCUACGUCCAAAAACUACCUGUUGGUGACCGGAUUGCUUGCUGGCACCGCCUACCAGUUCAGUGUCCUACCUCAGAACAAACUCGGCUCUGGACCGUUCAGUGAAAUUGUUUCUGUGCGAACACUAGCUGUGCCAACAGAAGAGCCUACAGCCGUCACCUCACUCCCACUCCUGGAUCCCCCCGUCUUCCUGUCAGCCAACCGAACAGAGGAAGGCGUUCUCCUUCAGUGGUCGCCACCUGAGGCUCCGCAGGCCUCGCUGACGGGUUUUGUGCUGCAGGCCCGCCGGGAUCAGGGCCAGUGGGUCAUUCUCAGCAGCACCAUCAGUGCCAAUCAGAGCGAGCUACUCGUGCAAGGACUGCUGAGGGAUUCCACGUAUGAUCUGAGGCUGAUGUCUCGCAGCAACAAAGUGCUCAGUGAACCGAGUGAGUCUGUCAACGUAUCCACUAAAGGGAUGGAGAUGUAUCCCGUACAGCCCGGCUUCCUGGAGGUCAUCCCUGAGCCUCUGUUGGCGGGUGUGUUAGGAGGAGUGUGUUUUCUCUUCGUGGCCAUCGUCCUGUCGUUGGUGACGGCGUGCUACAUGAGCCAGAGGAGGCAGCGUCGGCGCAGGAAGAGAAGACAAGAUCUCCCAUCUGCUUUCCAGAAAAGCCCAUCACAAGAAGCUCGCUCGCCUCCUCGCAGUCCUGACAGCGUCCUGAAGCUGAAACUCUGUCCUCCGCUCCCCUUCUUUCCCAACUCCUCCUCUUCCCAGUCCGAUCGAUCCUCCUUUGACAAAGGCAGCCGCGGAGAAUACCACGACCAGAGGAGGCAGCUCCUGUCCAACUCGUCUCCGCCUCCUCACUACACACUCUUUGAAAGUCACCUGGGCUCCCAGGCGCCCUCGCCAACUGCGCUGGAGUCCAUUUCCAGAGGCCCAGACGGGCGCUUCAUCGUCCAGCCAGUGCCGGAGGAUCCCAGUCCCUCCAGUAAGAAGGACCAGAAGAGGGAUGUCUUGCAGAGUAACGGCGUGGCGAGUGGCUCGGGGAGCAACAGGACGUCGUUCAGGGACUCGCCAAAGUCAAGCAUUUUGAGCUCAGAGAAGGACGAGAGGAAGGAAUCUCCUCUGACUGUGGAUGUCCCCGAGCUGAGCCGGCCCCCCUCCUCCCCUGGAAGGGUUCGGGCGAUGGCCAGGAACUUCUCCCGUCACGGGUGCUUCUAUUCUGACGACGAGCAAGGCUCGGAGGCGCUUUUGGAAAGAGCCAGCUUUUAUUCAGACAACAGCGAGAAGAAGCCCAGUGAUUCGCUGAGGAGGUACCGCAUGCCGGGACACGCUGAGGAUCUCUUCCCCAGUUUGGGCAAAAGAACAAAGCUUCUCGAUCGGGACAGAGACAGACUGCACCAGGCAGGCUACCAGCCUAUGGACAGUCAGCUGACCAAUGAAGACACGGUGGUCUCACAACUUGACUGUGAGCUCGAGAGAGACAGCAUCAACAAAUGUGCUCAAUUGGCAAAAGAGCGGGAAGAGAUGGAGAGGGAGUUAAAAAAUUAUACCGCUGAGCAAAGAAGUCGAGGUCGCCUGAGAAAGGAUUGGCCUGAUAAAACAGAAAGCCCUCAGGCGGACACGGAGGACGACCCUGUGUGGAAGCCGCAAGAUGUUAUCAUCAGACAGAAAGGCAAGCCGUCGGGCCAGACCACCCGGGUUUCUGACUACAGGAGGGCGUGCUACUUCGGCAACACCAGCAGCCCGAUGGACCGGCUCCCCGCGUCCCGCAUUCAGUGGGACAUAAGCCCCGUUACCUCCGUCACGAGUCUCAUUCCCGUGCAGACCCCUCGAGAGGCCUCAUCGCCCAGAUCACAGCUUCUCCGAAGAUGCAGAGAAACGACGGAGGACUCGCUCGUUGUCGACUCGUCGAGAUCUCCAGUCACGCAGAACACGUCUCUCCCCAUGCUCUCCCCCGACGUCACGCUCGAAAACCCGGCAGGCAGAGCACGGUCUCUGAGUCCUCAGAGUAAUCCGGAUAUAUGCUUGAAACCUCGGGAAAAAAACGCAGCAGGGAGAUGCUGCUUCCAGUCCAGACAUUCAUACGCUCAUGCAGGAACUCAGCCCUGGGAUUCAUCCGCACCGAGUCCCUCAUUCACCAGCGAGAGGCCUGAAAGUUCGGCUUCUGCACCUUAUCCACUGACUGAAAGGGGUGUGGAGGUAGAUCACACUGCCACGAGGGAUCCUAGUCCCUCUAGUUACUCUACGUUACCCUAUGAACAUCACGAAUCAGGGGCGAAGGUCAAAGACAGAGACGCUCAGGUCCACGGUGACCGACGGACUUCUGAAUUUUACUCAGAGUUAGAGAGAGAAGGCGUCCGAGCACGCUCCAGGAAGAGCGACAGAUGUCUUUUCUCCGAUAGCCCGAGCCCCGUCACCACCUUAACUCUUGUUGAAGAAGUGGAGAGCGACCAGUCGCAGUUUUCUGUUCCCAGAAUGUCCGAGUCUUUAAAGGCCAAGCCUGCCGCGCCAUCUCCCAAAAUGUCCCCUCUCCAGACAAGUGCAAUUCUUGAGUACCUGAGCCUUCCAGGAUUUAUUGAAAUGAGUGUGGACGAGCCUGUGGAAGAAGCUGAAGAGACGGACUCGGCUGUGCAAAGCUCAGAAGUGAAGCCAGACAAAUCUGGAGUCGCUAAGCCCGAUGUCGUUCCUAAAAACUGGGAGGUUCAUGUUCAGGAAAACCGGGACCGGACUGCUUUGAACCAAGAGGAGGUUUGCUUUCAGGGAGCGAGUUCUGCAGGGAGCGCACAGGCCAGUGUUGAUAGGAGUAGAAGCAGACGUUCUCCUCAUGUUCAGACGAGAGUUAGAUUCCCCGACGACACUCGAUCAUCCUCACCCGGUCCAGAAAAAACUAGCAAGCAGCUCUAUGAUGAGAAAACGCAAAUCCGACUCGGGAGGAGCGCAGACAGGCCUGAAUCCAGGCUGGGAUCGAGGUCGGCUCACACGUUGUUCAGCGCAGCUAAAGGAAUGGCGGACAUAGUGUCAAAGCACUCGCAGAGUUUUUUAGGCGGCAGUGAGUUUUCGGAGCAGUCCCAAAGACAGCCUUCUCAGGGCAGCAGGACUAACAACAUUGCGUCGCGGAUAUGUCAAGCCCCGGUGCCGUUCCUCAAGAAGUCCUUAAGCAUCGGCCCUUGCAGGACUCUUUCGGGAAUGGGACAGCCUCGUCCGUUUCUGAAGAAGUCCAUCAGCUUAGGCCCGCAGAGGUGGGAGCACUUCGAGAGCCCGAGGCCGUACAUUUCUGAGAGGUGUUACUGGGACGAGUUCCCGAGCCCCGACGUCAGGGUCAAGUCCUACAGUCUGGGCCGCAUGCCUUCCUCCUUCCUCGCGCCGGGCCCCUCCUGGAGAGAGUACAUCCCGAUUCGGCGGCCCAGCAUGGGGAGCUUAGAGAGGCCUCAUCACGCACAGAGAUCUCUAGCCAGUCCUCCCUACCUCGCCGCCUCUGUGUACCCCCCCAGACUCACCUCGGUCUCCCCAAUGCUGGAACCCGCCGACCCUCGACGGCAAGCCGCGGUUUUCCCAGAGUCCUCCAGGUGGUCUCCUUCUUAUCCCUCUUAUCAGGAAUCUCUGAGGUCAGUCCAACAUAAAUAUGUCCCCAUGCACCCCCGAAUCCCCGCCCCCCAGUACCAGCAGUGGCCAGGAUCCAGAGGAGACUGUAUGAGACCCGUGGACCCCAGAAGAGGUCCGCCGAGGUCCUACCUGCCCCGGGGCAUCAGCUGGCCCUCCCCUUACUACGCCCCCUUCCCCCCCAGAGACGGAGAGAGCUACAGGCAGCCAGAGAGGAUGAUGGUGAGGGGCGGGGAGACGGAGCUCAGGGAGGUCAGGGAGGUCAGGGAGGGCGGCAGGGCCAGCUAUGCCAGCCAGAGCAGCGGCAGAGGAAGCGCCGGCCUCUUCCGACAGUCGCUGUCCGUCACCCCCACGCUGCUCAGCUCCCCAGAAACCACAGAGGAGAACGAGCGGCACAGAGCGGAGGUGGAGCUGCCUGAGAGGAGAGCGAAAAGAAGGAACACAUCAGUAGAUGAGAGUUAUGAGUGGGACUCUGCUGAUGCCUGCGUGGACUCGGAGGUCCUGGAGGCCACGAGGUUUGGUCAGUCUCAAACACCGAGACACGAUCAGGCUCAUGGCCUCCAGGACCAGCUGCAGAAAGGCCCAUCUCCCCCCGUCAACCCACCUCGCUGCCAGCUCACCCGCUCCCUAAGCGAGGCGCGUUUCAACGCUCUCCGCCUGGAGUACCAGGAGUACAGGCGGGCUCAGGAGUCCGUCUGUCCCCGUGAGCCCCGCCUGGCCCCCGGCCACGAUUCAGACUCGGACUCCAGCUCAGCUCUGCUCUAGCAGCUGAACCCGGUCGGUUAAAGAGUCAGCCCAAACAGCGGUUUCAGUGAAGCGACGGCGGCGCUGCGGUCCCGGACACCAGUCUGGUGCUUUCAUACAAGAAAGAACUCGUUCUUUAACAGUUUGACCACUGCUGAGAGACGUGACGCUGCUGCUGCUCCUCCGCCGCCGACGUCUUCGUUUGUUUGAGAAGCUGAGAAGGUUUUAUUUAUUAUUUUUCAGGAAGCUUGUGUUUUGGGGUUUGGGGAAUCUCGACAAUCAGGCAGACAGAAAUGAGACGCUCAGAGGAUUUAAAAAAGAUGCGCUUUAUAAAAGCAGCGGUAUGCUGAAUAGUGAGGGCUGUAUUUAAAAAAAAAAUGCCAGUUGAAUUCAAGACUUGACCCUUUAGUGAUAAAGGGACGCUUGUGACAAUUAUUACGGUUUUGCGCAUAAGAUAACAUCUGUGUGCGUCUGUGAUGCCAAUCAAACUGUGCUUGAAGCAUUUUCACCAAAAUCCCCUCAACAAGACCUAAGAACAAGAGAAAAAAAAUCAGAAAUCUAAGAAAUUCCGUCGUUCGCCCCCUUGGUGUGUCUGAUUUAAACAUCCUAAAACUGUGAUUAGUCUAUUUAAGCAAAGCAUUUAUUCACCUGCUGUUGGCCUGAAGUCUUAAUUCUGUUUCAUUCCUGCUAUCUGACCCAUUAUCAGCCUCUCAGCCGAGGCUUUCUGUCGCUCCCAGUAUUUGUUCAAAGUGUAUAAAUGUUCAUAUAUAGUCUGACGUGACUGAAUCCUGCUGUUGUAUCGUUUAUUCUUCAUUUGUUCAUCAGAAGACGGAAGGCGACUUUACUCCACCUCUGUGAUUCAACACUGUAAAACUUGAUGAGAAAAACAGGGAAAGACGAUUCUGCCUUAUUAUUUGUCGCAUUUUGUUCGUGUUGUGCUUGUUUGACAAAAGGGUCGACAAGAGGCGAACAGGAGGAACUGAAAGACGCCGAACUCCUCUGUUUUCGUGCUGACAUGAGUUUUUCUGUGUAUUUAUUGAGGCGAGUUUCGAUAUGCAACAAUGUUUACAACCACAUCGCCGAUGUGAAGGCAACACUGUGAAUUUUUCCUCGACUUCUGAUUCUGUGUUUGAAUCGCAGGAAGUCUGUUGUUAUGAAUUUUGUGCCCAUUAGCCUACUUGUUCAUGUUGGUUUUCUACUGAAUUACAAAUGCAGCGCUUUGGGUUUUUUUGUGCGUCACCUGACAAACAGAGAUCUAAAGAAAGUCUUUGUAGCUUCACUUUGCAAAGAGUCAACAUUUGUAUUAUAUUUACUU
Messenger RNA from Salarias fasciatus (jewelled blenny), 7960 nucleotides. It is a transcript of the gene igsf9b, whose product is annotated as immunoglobulin superfamily, member 9b. The record is from RefSeq and is a predicted model, not a curated record. Gene Ontology annotation, biological process: cell-cell adhesion. NCBI's taxonomy places the organism in Eukaryota, Metazoa, Chordata, Actinopteri, Blenniiformes, Blenniidae. Gene Ontology annotation, molecular function: protein binding.